AUGAGGACUUCAAUGUUGAGAUCCAUCAAAUCCCUAACCACCUCUCCAUCAUCUCACGUCCUUCGCCGUGGUUACGCCUCGGAGGCCGUUCCUGAUCGCAAGGUCGCCGUCCUCGGCGCCGCUGGAGGGAUUGGUCAGCCACUUUCUCUGCUCAUGAAGCUUAAUCCUCUCGUCUCCAACCUCGCUCUCUACGAUAUUGCUAACACACCCGGUGUCGCCGCCGAUGUCAGCCACAUCAACACCCGAUCUGAGGUUGUUGGGUAUGCAAGUGAUGCUGAAUUGGGGAAGGCCUUGGAGGGAGCAGAUGUUGUUAUCAUUCCAGCUGGUGUCCCAAGGAAGCCGGGAAUGACCCGUGAUGAUCUUUUCAACAUCAAUGCUGGGAUUGUGAAGGGUCUCUGUGAAGCAAUUGCUAAGUACUGCCCUAAAGCACUUGUUAAUAUGAUCAGCAACCCAGUGAACUCAACAGUCCCUAUUGCUUCUGAGGUUUUUAAGAAAGCAGGAACCUAUGACCCAAAAAGGUUGUUUGGUGUGACUACCCUUGAUGUUGUUAGGGCCAAGACUUUCUAUGCUGGAAAGGCCAAGGUGCCAGUUGCAGAGGUUAAUGUACCAGUUGUUGGUGGUCAUGCUGGCAUAACCAUUCUCCCACUAUUUUCACAAGCCACACCAAAAGCCAAUUUAUCAAACGAAGAGAUUACUGCUCUUACAAAGAGAACUCAAGAUGGUGGGACAGAAGUUGUGGAAGCAAAGGCUGGAAAGGGCUCAGCAACAUUGUCAAUGGCCUAUGCAGGAGCCAUUUUUGCUGAUGCUUGCUUGAAGGGGCUCAAUGGAGUUCCAGAUGUGGUUGAAUGUUCAUUUGUUGAAUCAACUGUCACUGAACUUCCUUUCUUUGCUUCCAAGGUGAGGAUUGGAAAAAAUGGUGUGGAGGAAGUUCUGGGGUUAGGUGCUCUCUCUGACUAUGAAAGGGAAGGUUUAGAAAAGUUGAAGCCUGAGCUCAAAUCAUCUAUUGAGAAGGGAAUCAAAUUUGCCAGCCAGUAA
This is a messenger RNA of Dovyalis caffra, 1035 nucleotides long. The record is from the annotation of a GenBank genome assembly. Lineage: Eukaryota; Viridiplantae; Streptophyta; Magnoliopsida; Malpighiales; Salicaceae.